Messenger RNA from Emiliania huxleyi CCMP1516, 1629 nucleotides. RefSeq lists its product as hypothetical. The record is from RefSeq and is a predicted model, not a curated record. The transcript has a single exon. NCBI's taxonomy places the organism in Eukaryota, Haptophyta, Isochrysidales, Noelaerhabdaceae. Bases 1 to 1629 code for a protein of 542 amino acids.
AUGAGCCUGCCCGCUCUAAGAAGCAUGACCACCGUGCUGCUACUCGCCGCCUCUGCCUGCGGCGUGUCGCUGCCGCCGCCCGCCAUCGCCCAUCCGGCCGUCGCACCCCUGAGGCGCCUCGAGCAGCGGCUGGUCGACGACGUGCCGCCGGCUGAAGCGCUGGUCGACGCAAGCCUCGCCGUGUGCUGGGCGCUUCCCGGCGAGCGCCGCAGCGCGCUGCCGCGCAACGCGCGUGAGCUCGCCGAGGCAGCCGCCUUCUUCGACUGGGAGAAUGGCGACACGCUCGGUCAGCAUCUCUUCAGCGCGUCGCUCUGGGAUGACGCGAUCGAGGCGCUCGCCCGCGCGGCUGCCGAGGUGGACGCGGCAGUCGCCGCCGAGGCGGCCGCCGCCGUCGCCGCGACGGCGCGCUUUGUGCUGCUGCCGCCGGCUGAGCGCGAUGCCGCGCUCGAUGCGCUUGCUGCCGCCGUCGCCUCCGAUGCCUUCCUCGCUGCCCGCCGCGCCGCGCUCGCCACCGCAAAGCAGCAGCGUCGCGAGGCAGCGGCGGCCUCCUCGUCCGAGCGCGCAGCAGAGGUCUUUGCCGCCGCUCGGUUGCGCCGCGUGCGCCAGGACUUUGUCGCCGUCGCGCCGCCGCCCGCCGACGACGAGCGCAUCGUCCGUGCGCUCUAUGCCGUCGCCGUCCGCGAGCUCAGCGCGGGGCUGCUCGGCCCACUCGGCUUCCCGACAUCCAAGCUUGGACUGCGCAGCCUCGUCGCGGCGAGCCGACACGCCGGCUCGCAGCGCGGCGCGGCGGCGCUCGGCACGGUGUGGCACGCGGCCGACGAGCCGGCGCCGCUCAUCGUGCGCGCUGGCGCCGCCGCCGCCGCCGCUGCGCCCGCGCCGUCGACGGCCGACGGCGCGGGCGCCCUGAGCUCAUACUCGCCUAUCUCGGGCAUCCCCACGCUGCCGAGCUCCGCGCGCACAUUGGUGCUCGUCUUUUCGUCGCUCGGCUGGCACGGCGUGGUGCGUGCCGAGUACGCCGCGACGCUGCGCGCGGUGGGAGACGACACCCUCGUCCUCGCCCACUGCCUCGACACUGCGCAGUCGUGGUACAUGACCGACCCGUACAGCGGCGAGUACGACGACGGGCGGUGGUGGGACGCGACGCUGAGUGCGCUCUGCGCGCCGUACGGCCGGGUGUGCAUCCUGGGCGAGUCGAUGGGGGCGACGGCCGCGUUGCGUUUCUCCCGGCACGCCAGCGCCAAUGGCGCCGUCGUCGCGCUUGUCCCACAGAUUGACGUGCGCGAUUUUGACUACUCGGGCCGCGACGACUUUGGCGACGCGCGCAAGGAGCGCCUCCGGGCCGACCUCGUGAGCGCGUGCGCCGGCGCAGAGGCGCGCAUCGUGUUGCACGUCGGCCAGGACCCGCCCGACUUGCGCCAGCUCGACUACCUGCCGCCCCGACUGCUGGCCUCAGAGCGGGUGCGCGUCGUCAGGCACGCCGUCGCUGGCCACGCGCUCGGCGCCGGCCUCAAGCACCGGGGCGUGCUGCGGCGCACGGUGCUGUCUGAUCUGCUCGGCCACACUUACCGGCUCCCACCCGCCGGCGAGAGACACGAGACUUGCGAGCUCGAUACUAAACAAAAUACUUAG